This is a messenger RNA of Gastrolobium bilobum, 2401 nucleotides long. RefSeq lists its product as uncharacterized. Gene Ontology annotation, biological process: lipid catabolic process. The record is from RefSeq and is a predicted model, not a curated record. The transcript has 8 exons. NCBI's taxonomy places the organism in Eukaryota, Viridiplantae, Streptophyta, Magnoliopsida, Fabales, Fabaceae. Bases 48 to 2063 code for a protein of 671 amino acids.
CUUUGAUUUAGGAAUUUAGGGUUUUGGGUUUCGGUGUGUCUUCCUUCAUGUUCUUCAGAGAUAGGAAAAUCAUGGCAACUGCAACCAUGGCUACUGCAGCAGGUGCAGCUGCUCUUUUGUACUACACAUUGAAUCGGAAAUUAGGGUCUCACAGAACGAUCAAUGAUGAAGAUGGUGAAGAAAAUGACAGUGAUGCGCCCACUGAUAUGCCGUUAGGUAUUGACCGUGUUUCUAAUAGGUUAAUCCAAGCCCCUGCUACAUGGUUGGAGACAAUUUCAACAUUGUCAGAGACUCUCCGGUUCACAUAUUCGGAGACACUUGGGAAAUGGCCCAUUGGUGAUUUGGCUUUUGGUAUCAGCUUUCUUCUGAAGAGGCAGGGAAACUAUCGUGUUGACACUGUGUUUGGUGGUAAGGACAGUGUCCAGCUGAAAGGAUCUGAGAUUACUACUGAACUCAAGUAUCUCUUAAACUUGUUGACGCUGUGUUGGCAUUUUUCGAAGAAGCCUUUUACCUUGUUUCUAGAAGAAACUGGGUACACUGAAGAAAAUGUUCUCCUUCAGGAACCCAAAGCAGGAAUUUUGAAACCAGCUUUUACUAUAAUAGCUGAUCACAAGAUGAAGUGCUUUUUGUUAUUGAUUCGUGGCACACAUAGUAUCAAGGAUACUCUAACAGCUGUUACAGGAAAUGUGGUACCAUUUCAUCACACCGUAGUUGAUCAGGGGGGUGUUAGUGAUUUGGUUUUGGGUUAUGCACAUUGUGGAAUGGUUGCUGCCGCUCGAUGGAUUGCUAAGCUCGCAACUCCUUGUCUCCUUGAAGCACAUGGCCAUUACCCUGACUAUAAAGUUAAGAUUGUAGGGCACUCCUUGGGUGGAGGGACAGCAGCUAUUCUGACAUAUGUUUUAAGAGAGCAAAAGGAACUGUCUGUGACUACAUGUGUUACAUUUGCUCCAGCUGCUUGUAUGACAUGGGAGUUGGCAGAGUCAGGCAAUAGUUUUAUUACUUCUGUUAUAAAUGAAGCUGAUUUGGUGCCUACAUUCUCAGCUGCUUCUGUAGAUGACUUGCGUUCCGAGGUGACAGCAUCAGCAUGGAUAAAUGACUUGAGGAAUCAAAUUGAACAAACAAGAAUACUCAGUACUGUCUAUCGAUCUGCUUCUGCAUUGGGUUCUCGCCUCCCAUCCAUUGCCACUGCUAGAGCAAAAGUUGCUGGGGCUGGGGCAAUUUUGCAGCCAGUUUCUAAUGGUACCCAGGUUGUGAUGAAGAGGGCCAAGAGUAUGGCUCAGGCAGCAUGGAGUCGUCCAAACCUUAAUCUGUCCUCUUGGUCAUGCAUGGGACCCCGUCGCCGAACCAUGAAUGCUCAUUCGAACUCCAAAGAUGAAGGAAGCUCCCCCAAAUCUCCAGCCUCUGCCGAUGUAGAAAGUUCUGAUCCACUUCUUUGUUCUCCCAAGAAAGGGAUUAAUGCAAAGAACAUGAACCUUCCUGUAUCUUCAUCUGUGGAAGAGUGGUCUUCUGAAAUUGAAUGUGCCAAUGAAAGUAGUCCAGAUGCUGAGAUGGAUGUUGAUCUCAAUGACAGUGAGAACAUGAUGAACCAUGACAGAUACGAGGAUCAGAUGAGUGAAGUGGAGUUGUGGCAACAACUGGAGCAUGAGCUGUAUGACAGAUCUGAAGGUGAGGAGGAUGAUGUGGUAAAGGAGAUAAGGGAAGAAGAAGCGGCCAUAGGAGAGGUAGUAGGGCAAACCCAGAGCUCUGCACCAGAAAUGAGAGAAGUUCACAGAUUUUUCCCUCCGGGAAAGAUAAUGCACAUUGUUACACUCCACUCUGAUGCUGCUGAGAGUGAAAAUGAUAGUAGCCCAACCUCUACUACGAGUUCGGAAAAUAGUCGGUCAGAUGAGACCAAGAUUGGGAUUUUCCUAACUUCAAGAUCUCUAUAUAGUAAACUUAGACUUUCACAGACCAUGAUCAGUGAUCACUUCAUGCCAAUUUAUAGAAAGCAGAUUGAAAGGCUAAUUAAAGAACUUGAGGAAGAAUCUACCGAGGAUCAUAGAACACAAGAAGUAGUGUUAUAAGCAAAGGCAUCGUCAAAAUUAGAUUGAUAUUUUGUAUCAUACGGAAUGUCAUGGGGUGUUUUUUGUCCCAUUGAUCUCAGAACGAAGUACCAUAGGAACAGCAGUUUUUGUGUCAUGCUGCAGUGAGGAACCGGAACAGCGGUGAUGACAGCCUCCUAAUAUGCUGAUGGUUAUCCUGCCAGACCAAACGGAAGCAACUCAUCAAUGGAUGCUUUUAACAUUCAUGUUGGCCGGGGAAAAGUAAUUGUAAAUGGUUUCCCAAAUCCAAGUUGCCUGUAAAUAAUAAUAAUAAUAAUGCUGUGGUGAACUGACUGGUAAAAGUAAAUAAAAUUUUAAAA